AGCUGGACAGGCAGGCGGCAUGAACGACAACACGAGGGAGACUGUUGACGCACUCCUCUCCUCUCCUCGCCACAAGGCAACUCAAGGCACCAAGUCAUAGAUAUGGCAGCGACGAGCAGCAAGUGCCCAGCGUUAUCCGCGCCCUUCCCGCGCGCGCGCCGCCGCAGCAGCACCAGCCUGCGGUGCCGCUGCUGCGAGGACACGCUCGGCGUCCCGCUCCGCCGCGCGCAGACGCAAGCGCAGGCACAGUUCCAGUACUUCCCAGAGCUCGCCUGGCCGUACCAGCCUCAGCCUCCUCCGCCCCGGCCCCGCCGGAUCGUGCUGGUGCGGCACGGGGAGAGCGAGGGGAACGUGGACGAGGCCGCCUACACGCGCGUCCCCGACCCGCGGAUCGGCCUCACCGCCAAGGGCUGGCGCGACGCCGAGGACUGCGGUCGCCGCUUGCGGCAGCUGGUCUCGUCCGACGAGGGGGCCGAGGACUGGAAGGUGUACUUCUACGUGUCGCCGUACCGUCGCACGCUGGAGACGCUGCGCGGGAUCGGGCGGGCCUUCGAGCCCCACCGCAUCGCCGGCGUCCGCGAGGAGCCGCGCAUCCGCGAGCAAGACUUCGGCAACUUCCAGGACCGUGAGAAGAUGCGCGUGGAGAAGGAGAUCCGGCGCCGGUACGGGCGCUUCUUCUACCGGUUCCCCAACGGCGAGUCGGCGGCGGACGUGUACGACCGCAUCACGGGGUUCCGGGAGACGCUGCGCGCCGACAUCGACAUCGGUCGCUUCCAGCCGCCCGGGCAGCGGAGCCCCAACAUGAACAUCGUCCUCGUCUCCCACGGCCUCACGCUCCGCGUCUUCCUCAUGAGAUGGUACAAGUGGACCGUGCGCCAGUUCGAGGGCCUCAGCAACCUCGACAACGGCGGCGCGCUCGUCAUGCAGACCGGCGACGGCGGGAGGUACAGCCUCCUCGUGCACCACACCGCCGACGAGCUCCUGGCGUUCGGGCUCACCGACGAGAUGCUCCAAGAUCAGAUGUGGCAGAAGACGGCAAAGCCCGGAGAGCUCAACUACAGCUUCAUGACAAACGGCCAGUCCUUCUUCGACUCGCAUGUACAUUUCAGAUAAUUGAGCAAACAGGAUAUAUGGAAAAAAUAAUAUUUGUGCUCUGUACGAAUUAUAUAAGCAUGAAGCAAUAUAAUAAUGCUGCUGUUUAUAUGGCCA
Molecule: messenger RNA, 1209 nt
Organism: Phragmites australis (common reed)
Lineage: Eukaryota; Viridiplantae; Streptophyta; Magnoliopsida; Poales; Poaceae
Product: phosphoglycerate mutase-like protein AT74H
Exons: 3
Coding region: 103-1113 (336 amino acids)
Molecular function (GO): phosphatase activity
Source: RefSeq, a predicted model, not a curated record